Messenger RNA from Podarcis muralis (Common wall lizard), 3109 nucleotides. It is a transcript of the gene LEF1, whose product is annotated as lymphoid enhancer binding factor 1. Gene Ontology annotation, biological process: canonical Wnt signaling pathway; regulation of transcription by RNA polymerase II. Gene Ontology annotation, molecular function: DNA-binding transcription factor activity, RNA polymerase II-specific; RNA polymerase II cis-regulatory region sequence-specific DNA binding. Gene Ontology annotation, cellular component: chromatin; beta-catenin-TCF complex. The record is from RefSeq and is a predicted model, not a curated record. Lineage: Eukaryota; Metazoa; Chordata; Lepidosauria; Squamata; Lacertidae.
AGUGGGUGGAGGGGAUGUUAAAGUUACAUUACAGAGGGAGCCAGAGAGAGAGGGAGAGACACACAACUGGCUUCCCACUUCACAAGGCCCCGCGUCGGCGAGCUCAUCCUAGCUGAGCUGCUCCAGAGCUGGCCGCACGCGCUCACACGACCGCGGGAACACGUGUCCGAGCCGCCAGAGGAGCCCAGCAAGCGCCUCAGGCGAGAGAGAACCCGCUCACCUCUCCCGCGCGGGAGAGGGAGAGAGAGCGCGUUUGCGUGCGCGCACCUGGCUGGAUUUCUUUGCCGCGCUAAUUGGGCCGCGGCGGGGAAGCUGCGACACCUGGACGGAGAAGUCGACGGAGAGGACUCGCCCUUCUCCCCCUCAGACUUCGGCAGCCCGACCCCGCACACUCCGUUUUGAGAAGCGGGGGGCCCUGGAGGAGCUCUCGGCGUUUCCAUCUUCCUGAGGGAGCUGACUUUAAAAGUUUCAUUCGAGGAGACACUCCCACCCCCUUUCCUGUCACGCAAGAACUUCUUCACUCGAGGGAUUUUUCCGGCACCACUUCUUCAAGAGAGAGAGAGGCGAGGACAGCGAGCAGCCAAAAGGAGAAAGAGGGGCGAGAAGGUGGGGGGGGGACCCUCUUCCGUAGCCAAGGGACAAAGGCAGAGUCGUCCUGCCUCUCCGGAGCAGCCACUAUGCCUCAGCUCUCGGGAGCCGGAGGAGGCGGCGGCGGCGGGGACCCGGAGCUUUGUGCUACCGACGAGAUGAUCCCGUUCAAAGACGAAGGCGACCCCCAGAAGGAGAAGAUCUUCGCCGAGAUCAGCCACCCGGAGGAAGAGGGCGACUUGGCCGACAUCAAGUCGUCGCUGGUGAACGAGUCGGAGACGAUCCCAAACAGCAAUGGGCAUGAGGUGUCCAGGCAAGGCCAGUCUCAGGAGUCGUACCACGAGAAAGGCAGAGAACACCCUGAAGAAGGGAAACACAAUGAUGGUGGCUUAUAUAGUAAAGGACCUUCUUACUCUGGUUAUUCUGGGUAUAUCAUGAUGCCAAAUAUGAAUAAUGAUCCAUAUAUGUCUAAUGGAUCUCUUUCUCCACCAAUCCCCAGAACAUCCAACAAAGUACCGGUGGUGCAGCCUUCCCAUGCGGUCCACCCUCUCACCCCACUUAUCACCUACAGUGAUGAGCACUUUUCUCCAGGGACGCAUCCAUCACACCUCCCCUCAGACGUCAACUCAAAACAAGGCAUGUCCAGACAUCCUCCAGGUCCUGAUAUGCCCACUUUCUAUCCCUUGUCUCCCGGUGGUGUUGGGCAGAUUACCCCACCUCUUGGCUGGCAAGGUCAGCCUGUAUAUCCCAUCUCAAGUGGAUUCAGGCAGCCCUACCCACCCUCACUUUCAGUCGACACUUCCAUGUCAAGGUUUUCACAUCAUAUGAUCCCUGGUCCUCCAGGACCCCACACAACUGGAAUCCCUCACCCAGCUAUUGUAACACCUCAAGUCAAACAAGAACAUCCACACACAGACAGUGACUUAAUGCACGUGAAGCCUCAGCAUGAACAGCGGAAAGAACAGGAGCCCAAAAGACCUCACAUUAAGAAGCCUCUGAAUGCUUUUAUGUUAUACAUGAAAGAGAUGAGAGCGAAUGUCGUAGCAGAGUGUACUCUGAAAGAAAGUGCAGCUAUCAAUCAGAUUCUUGGCAGAAGGUGGCACGCAUUGUCCCGUGAAGAACAAGCUAAAUAUUAUGAACUAGCUCGGAAAGAAAGGCAGCUACACAUGCAGCUCUACCCAGGCUGGUCUGCAAGGGACAACUACGGAAAGAAAAAGAAGAGGAAGAGAGAAAAGCUACAAGAGUCUACUGCAGGUGCAGCCCCACGAAUGACAGCUGCCUACAUCUGAAGCAUGGUGGAAAGAGAAACGCUUUCUCAACGUGCAAAGCAAAGGCAGCGACAUCAGGGCCCCUUCUCGAAAUGGAAGCUUGUUAAAAUCUCCAGGCAUGUCCUUCAUCUGCACAGACCACCAUCAAGGAGUAUGUCUAGGAUGCCGACAACACUUGCCCCGAUGUCACUGCUUAAAAAGACACUGAACCAUAAAGACAAUCACUGCCAGGCCCCUUUGCUAUCAUGGAGUCCCAAAUCUUAACACAAUAAAAGACAGCAAGGAGAACAUGUCAGAACUUCCCCAGUCAGCAGAGUAGUUUCUUUCCUUUUCGGUCUUCGCUCCGCCUUACACUCCUGUUUGUAUCUCUCAUGCGUUGUCAAUGCUGAGUCAGCAGCAAAUAUAGUUCGGCUGUGUUUUGUUUUGCUUCAGCCAGCAGAAUGAUGUAAAAAGCCAGCAGCAACUCCCAUCCUGGCCCUUCACACCGAAAUGAACACACUUUAAAUUCGUCAAGGAAGGCACAACCCAGUUUAUUUAAAUGCUGCAAAAGGAUCGAUCUUGGAUUUUUAGCUUUUAAAAAAAGAAAACUUGAAUGCUUUUUAUGUUUUAGUUAUUUCCUUGGUGUACAUUUUUUUGAGCUUUUAAAGAAGCAUCCAACCCCCCCCCCUUUAUUUUUUAAGAAAAGGAAAUUCCUAUCCUCUCUCUCCCCCCCCCCCCGCUGCCCCACCCUGCAGGAGAGGAACCAAAAUGUUUGGAGGACUGUGGCUUUUUGUUCUGUUAACACUUUGUAGCAUAACCAUCCUCAUUGUAUAUGUGUACUAUGGAGUUAAUACUAAACAUAACCCAUCAGCUGGUCACCAGCCAUGUUCAUCUAUUUCAUUUACUCAGUAUGUGUAAAGGCAAGAUAUUUCAUCAGGUCUGACUACAGCGAGCUCUCCUCCUCCACCUACCCUGAAUUUCCUUGUAAAGAAAAAAAAAAAGCCCAGCACUUGAAUUAUUAUUACUUCAAUUGUUCUGUAUUUGUAUCUGUUUUUGUUAGCCUGUUUAGUGGGAUUUUAUGCCAGUUGUUGAAAUGAGCAUCGAUGUACCCAUUUUUUAAAAAAAAAAUAGUUAAAAAAAAAACUUUUUUGCCAAAAAUACCCGUCAACCAAUAUAUAUUUUGUCAUUCCAGUAUGAGUUAAUGUGCUGAGCAUUUGUUUUUGUUUUUGUUUUUUUAAAAAAUAAAAGCUUUGUAAUAAAACUACAAAAUACUU